CGCUGAGGCGACUGGGAGUGCGGCGCGGCGUGCGCGGGCACGAGCGACAGGCCUGCCUCGGGCUCAGGCGCGGCGGGCGGGCGGGCGCGCGCUGCGGCGGGUGUGCGAGGCGCGGGCUGUUGUGCUCCCGGCUCUGCUCGCUCCUUCCUCUGCGGGUGGCGGAGGCCCCAAGCGGUGCGGGGCUCGACCCUUCCUUCCCUGCUCGUCCUGCCCAGCUCUUCUCGCGCUGCGCGGUCUCUCGGACGCCAGACCGGCCCGGCCCGGAUAUGGCUCGUGGACAGCAGAAGAUUCAGUCUCAGCAGAAAAAUGCCAAAAAGCAGGCUGGACAAAAGAAGAAACAAGGACAUGACCAAAAGGCUGCUGCCAAAGCUGCCUUAAUAUAUACCUGCACUGUCUGUAGGACACAAAUGCCAGACCCCAAGACCUUCAAGCAGCACUUUGAGAGCAAGCACCCCAAGACUCCACUUCCUCCAGAGUUGGCUGAUGUUCAGGCAUAAAGUUGUUUACAGGUGAAUUCAUGACACCUUUGACUCUCUACUGUCUCAGACCUUAGGUAACAAACCUGCAGCUGCUUUUUUAAACAAACUGUUGAUCAGCAAACAAUAAAGGGGCUACAGAAACACUCAUUUUUAUGCUGUUCCCUUUGGGCUUCAUGCAAAGACAAUUCUGUGUAAAUGUACAGUUGACUCUGAUGUGGAAAUCUGAAAAUCAGUCCAUUCUUGUUAUAAAAAUUUUUUUACAAUUGUAAUUAUAUUGAUGUUCAUAUUGUAUAAAAUAACUCAUUUAAUAAAGUAGUGCUUUGAUUUUACAACACCACAGGA
This is a messenger RNA of Mus pahari (shrew mouse), 821 nucleotides long. It is a transcript of the gene Znf706, whose product is annotated as zinc finger protein 706. The coding region runs from base 267 to 497 and encodes 76 amino acids. Lineage: Eukaryota; Metazoa; Chordata; Mammalia; Rodentia; Muridae. The transcript is spliced from 4 exons. The record is from RefSeq and is a predicted model, not a curated record.